This is a messenger RNA of Copidosoma floridanum, 837 nucleotides long. It is a transcript of the gene CPR19, whose product is annotated as cuticular protein 19. Gene Ontology annotation, molecular function: structural constituent of chitin-based larval cuticle. Gene Ontology annotation, cellular component: chitin-based extracellular matrix. Lineage: Eukaryota; Metazoa; Arthropoda; Insecta; Hymenoptera; Encyrtidae. The record is from RefSeq and is a predicted model, not a curated record.
AUGGGCUCAAUAGAGAACGGGCGGCUUUGUAGUAACGCCGUAGCAGAGAUAGUAUUAUGCGGCGCGAUAACGCUCGCUCACUGCCAGAGUGGUUAUCUACAGACCUCGCAAAAUGCGGCUAUUCUGAAAGACCAGCGCUACUUGUCUGGCGAUGGGACCUUUGGUGCUGCUUAUUCACAAGAAGAUGGGGUUGAAUUCAAGGAGGAAAGUGACGAGUACGGAAAUCGACGUGGCUCCUACUCCUACGUCGAUCCAACGGGACAAAGGCGCACCGUCACGUAUACCGCGGGCGUUAAUGGCUUCCAGGCAAGCGGUGACCACAUACCAUCACAGCCGCCACCCACGCCACCCCAGCCGGAAUACGUUCCACUGCCCCAGUACAAUCCACCGGACUACAUACCACCUAGGCUACCAUCGCGUCCUCCGCGCUACCAACUGGUUCGCCGACCCUACGAGCCUCAGUACGAGACGCAGGAGCCGGCAUACGAGCCUCGUCCAGCUCCACCUGCACCACGAUACAAUCGGCCAUUACCACCACCUCCUCAACCAGAGUUGCUACAGUACGAGUCGCCCUACGCCGAGUAUCCAUCCGGUUCGCUCCGUUAUGAUACGAAAUAUGAUGUGGCCCCUCAGCCAGUGAUUGGACCGAUCACUUCACAAUACCGGCCGGUCCCCCGACCAACGCCACCGUCUCCACCACCGCAACCUCCACCUGCACCACUGAGGUAUAACUACAAUGAGAUAACGACGCCAGCACCAAGGCGCUUCUACCCUCCCGGCAAGCUCGAUUUCAACCGGACGCCUGACGGCUUCUCCUAUACUUUUAGCAAGAGUUGA